Molecule: messenger RNA, 3238 nt
Organism: Saccostrea echinata
Lineage: Eukaryota; Metazoa; Mollusca; Bivalvia; Ostreida; Ostreidae
Product: muscle LIM protein Mlp84B-like
Exons: 10
Coding region: 89-1321 (410 amino acids)
Biological process (GO): sarcomere organization; muscle tissue development
Cellular component (GO): nucleus; Z disc; cytoplasm
Molecular function (GO): actinin binding; structural constituent of muscle
Source: RefSeq, a predicted model, not a curated record
GACACUUGCGAACGCGGUAAAGUGAUUUAAACAACACAGAGGAGAUAUAUACAGCAAUAAAAGGCGGCCUUCAUUUGACAACAGGACGAUGGCUGAACGGUGUCCAAGAUGUCAGAAUAUGGUGUACUUUGCUGAGGAAGUGAAAGCAUUAGGAAAGAAAUGGCACAAGCUCUGUUUUAAAUGUGGAAACUGCAACAAACUGUUGGAUAGCACAACAUGCACAGAGCAUGAUGGAGACGCUUUUUGUAAAUCUUGUUACGGAAAACUUUUUGGACCCAAAGGGUAUGGAUUUGCAGGGGGAUCUUCCGGUUUAUCUAUGGACACUGGGAAUCCUCAUCAGCAAACUCGAAGUAAUGUUUCUCAUUACUCUGAGGCACAAGGUGCCCCUUUGGUGAAUCAAGGAAAACCAAAGUGGGGAGGGACAGAUGGUUGCCCCAGGUGUGGAAAGCCGGUGUAUUUUGCAGAGGAGAUGAGAGCUUUGGGAAAGAAGUUUCACAAACUCUGUUUGGCUUGUGCCAAGUGCAACAAACUGCUAGAUAGUACAACCUGUAAUGACCAUGAUGGGGAAAUCUUCUGUAAGGCCUGCUAUAGCAAGAGUUUUGGACCCAAGGGGUAUGGAUUUGCUGGAGGAGCUUCAGGGCUGUCUAUGGAUACAGGGCGUCGAAAUGAAAUCACCACUGGAAAUGUUUCUCACUUGGCCCAAGCCCAAGCAGCACCAUUAAUGAAUGGUGGUGGAUCCAAUCGUUUCGGGGGAGGAGACUGCUGUCCUAGAUGUGGGAAGCAGGUUUAUUUUGCAGAGGAGGUCCGUGCCAUGGGGAAGAAGUACCACAAACUGUGCCUUAGAUGUGCUAAUUGUAACAAAGGACUAGACAGUACAAAUUGUACUGACCAUAACGAUGAGGUGUUCUGUAAGACGUGCCAUGGAAAACUCUUUGGACCAAAGGGAUAUGGCUUUGCUGCUGGAGCUUCAGGACUUUCCAUGGAUACUGGAAACCCGCACCAUGUGACAAAAGAGAAUGUAUCCUCGUAUGCUGUGGCUCAGGCUGCUCCGUUACUGGAGAAUGAUAACAGGAAGUCAGCGGGCUAUGGAUCAUCGGACAUAUGUGGAAGGUGCAACCAGGCGGUGUAUUUUGCUGAGAAAAUCAUGGCAGGAGGUGGUAUCUAUCACAAAGCCUGUUUCAAUUGUACGGCGUGCAGUAAGAAAUUGGACUCCACUACAGUGACUCAGGCAGAGGGCGACAUUUUCUGUAAAUCUUGUUAUGGAAAACAUUUUGGACCAAAAGGUUUUGGAUUUGGACAGACUUUACAACACACAGGCUGAGUAGAGGUGGAUCUAAGUAAUGUAGAGGUGGAUCCAAGUUUUUAUUUGGACUGACCUUUAUGGAAGAAUGCCUUGUGACUUUUGGCAUUGUUAUCUGUGUUAAGGUCAAAAUGUUGUCGGUAUCUGGUGCUGAUGUCAACAUUUCCAAUUACAUACAUGUAAAUGUAUUGCAACAUAAAAAUAAGUGAUCUUUCUUUUAAUAUAUUUUGUGUAUUCAAGAGUGAGAGAAAAUUCAUUUUCUUUUUUUGUUGGAUUUUUUUAAACCUGAUUUUUAAAUAUUUUAUUAUUUUUAAUAUUUUUUAGCAACUUAAACAGAAAAACCAUACAAUUUUAAAGUAUGAAAUAUUUUUUUUCCCGUUUUUAAAAACUAAUUUUUUUAUGGUCUUGAAUACUGUUAUCUAUUUAUAAAAAAACUUUUCUUUUUCCAUUUUUCCAAUUCAUACUCCACCUCAAAGUGAUAUCCCAAUAUGAACUCGAUGGCUGAAAAGAAGAAGGGCUUAUAUUGAAGAAGGAUUUAAAUUAGAUGUUAUAUGAAAAGGGGAUGUGAUUUGAUUUUUAUUGCAUGCUUAUCUAGAAUUCACUAACCGAAAUCUUGUUUAUUUUAAGUUUUUCUCUCUACAGAAUUUUAAUUUUUUUUUAAUAAUUCACUUACCGGGUAUAUACAUUUUUUUUUAACCAAAAAACUUCUAGUGCAUGUAUUCAAAGUUUUUAAAUGUCUGUUAUUUUAAGUUCCAAUUUUGAGAGGGACUCUUCUCACUUAAACCAGAAACUUCCUUUAAUACAAGCUUCAUGUUUUAUUCAAUUUGUGCUAGAUUCAAAGAUUAUAAAAAAAAAUAUUGGCAAGAAAGAGGAUGUUAUAUCCAGACAAUUUAUUUUAUUGGAAUAAAUUUAUAUUCAUUUGAGAAACCACCGACUCUCACUCAUGUACUAUUUUUCUCAUUGUUAAUCAAGAUAUACAUAUUGACUGUAGUUAUAUUGACAUUAAGCUCUUAGGUUGUGAUGUCAUUUACACGUACCUCGUGUUAUCCAGUGUGGAACACAAUACGUGUUGUCAAUUUGUCAUAUUUAUACUGUUUACUGCAUGAUUAUGUAUACAUCAAAAUUGGACCAUGUUAUGAUUUAUUUUGUUAGAUGUUGUAAAUGGAAGACAGAAAAUGAAUGCAUUGUUGAAAAAUUUUACAGUUUUAUUAACUGAAAUUACUUUUUUCCCUUUACUUCUCAACAAGAAAUUAAUUUUUUUUUUCGAGGUGAAGAUUUUUUCUGUGUUCACUAAACCAAUAUCUAUGUAGUUAUGUUGGACUUCCAUUGUGUUUUUCGAGCUUAAUAGGAGUCUGUAAAUGAAAACACUUGCUGCUUCCAGACAGGACUUCUUGUUUUUAACAAAACUUUUUUUUGUUUCCUUCAUAUUGAUAAAUUAUCGAUUUAUUUUAUUCUUGUGUAGUAGGGUAUUGCCUUUAAAGAUUUUGUUACCGGUAAUUGUUCCCAUGUGUGUGGAAAUUUUUUAUUAUUUACGUAAAUGCAUAUUAUUUUUUCAGAUUUAGUUUAUAUGUUUAAAUCUCAAGCAUCUCACAGGUAUAAUUUAUUAUUGAACUUGUUGUAUCUAAGACGUAUAAAUAUUGUCCAUUACAGUCAAAGAUUUUUUUUCUUCAAGGAGAGAUUUUUUUUCUUCUAAAAAACAAGAUUGUUAAAGAAUCUCAUUUAAUAAUUUUCCUGUCCUGUUGCAUUUUUGCAUACUCAAAAUUGAAAAGGGACCAUCAUUUUAAAGGAUUUAGAUUUUCUUUACUUUUUUGCUUGGAAAAAAUUGCAUGGGACCAGGAAAUAUUUCUAAUAUUGUCUGACUUUUGUAGAGUUAAGAGUGCAUAAAUACAAAGAAUGGCAUUAUUAGUGUUGUCACAAAUAAACUGGAAAGUACAACUA